Phyllostomus hastatus (greater spear-nosed bat) is the source of this 1872-nucleotide messenger RNA. It is a transcript of the gene POLR1G, whose product is annotated as RNA polymerase I subunit G. The record is from RefSeq and is a predicted model, not a curated record. Lineage: Eukaryota; Metazoa; Chordata; Mammalia; Chiroptera; Phyllostomidae. The coding region runs from base 284 to 1825 and encodes 513 amino acids. Gene Ontology annotation, biological process: transcription by RNA polymerase I. The transcript is spliced from 3 exons.
GCCGGGACCAGGUGGGGCUCUACCUCCGUCUAGACAUCGAAUCAGCUGCUCUAGCGAGCAGAUUUACAGGAAAAGACGUCUUCCUCGGUUGUCUGCUCCGCACAAAGGAAAAUUUCCCCUGGUUCUGCUCUCAGAGUGCACGAGCUGCGAGCGACUCCCCCCGCGCUCGCGGGCUCCGUCGGCGCUCCCGGGCGAGUCACCACCCCUUUGGUUCCACGUGGUCGGCAGCGGCGGGCUCAGAGCUGCUCUGGCUGAGGGUAUUGUGCGAGUCGUGGGUACCGGCAUGGCAGGGGCCCCGUCCGGCGGUAUUGCUCGGUUCUCUUGUCCCCCCAACUUUACUGCGAUGCCCCCGGCCUCGGAGUCCACUCGUUUCUCCUUGGAGACGCUGACGGGCCCAGACACGGAACUGUGGCUGAUCCAGGCCCCUGUAGACUUCACCCCGGACUGCCUCAAUGGGCGGCUGGUGCCUCUCUCUGGCUCCCAGGUUGUGAAAGGCAAGGUGGCAGGGAAGCGGCACCGCUACCGGGUCCUCAGCAGCAGCGGCCCCCAAGCUGGAGAAGCAACCCUGCUGGUCCCCUCAGCAGAGGCAGGAGGCAGGCUCACCUGUACCCCCGCCCCCAGGGGCCACCUAAGGAUCUUAGAGGGUUCCCACCCAUCCUUAUCAGGAACUCCACUGCACCCCAUUCCCACAAGCCCUCCACCACAGAUCCCCCCUGGCCUGAGGCCUCGGUUCUGUGCCUUUGGAGGCAGCCCACCAGUCACAGGGCCUGUGUCAGCCUUGGCACUGAGGUCUCCAGCCUCAGGGAGGAGGAAAAAGAAGAAGCACGUGCCUGAGGCCUCCUCUCCCCAGGAGGCAGUGAAUGGGCAUGGGACCCUGGAGGUGGACACAGCCUGGGGGUCCUCGGAGAUGGAUGUGGGGAAGAAGGGGAAGAAGAAAAAGCAGCCGCCGCCGAAUGAACUGGAGGUGAUGAUGCCGGUGGCAACAGAGCCCACGGCUGAGAUGCUGGAACCCCUGGGCAUGCUGUUCCCGUCUGCCAGCAAGAAGAAGAAGAAGAAGCCUAAAGAGACGGAAACAGUGAUGCUGGAGCCAGAGGAAGAGAAGACUGUGGAGCUGGAACUCACAGUUAAAACUGAGCCUCUGCAACAGGCAGUCCUAUCCCCCACCAAGAAGAGGAAGAGACAGAUGGAGACAGAAGGGAUGGAGCCGGCGGAGGAGAUGGGAGCUGAGUCUCAGCUCCAGGUGAAGGAGGAGCCUCAGGAGGAAGCCAUCCCACUGCCGUCCCCAAAAAGAAAGAAGAAAAAAGGAAAGGAGUGCAAAGCGCUGAUGGAGCUGGGGACUGAGGCUCUCGAGCCAGAUGUGAGGCUUCUGGGGGUUCCAGGGGAGGUGAUGGAGCCUGAACUGGCACAUGAGAUUGAGCCACAGGCCGAGGCAGCUCUGGCACCCACCCAAAAGAAGAGGAAGAAAGAAAAAUGGCAAAACGCAGUGAUGGAACCAAAGACACAGGUGGUGGAGCCCGAGCUGCCAAGUGACCUUGAGCCUCAGGCUGCGCUGGCAUCCACCAAGAAGAAGAAAGAAAGAGAGCACAGAGCGACAGAGCCAGGGCCUGAGACGGCUGACCCACGGGGCGAGGUGAUGGAGCCUGAGGUCAGGGUGGAUCCAGCAUCCACCAAGAAGUGGAAGAAGCGGCACCCAGAAAGCGGGGUGCCAGCCACAGCGUCCCAGGAGGAGAGGCCAGAGCCGCCACUGAACCUGGAGUCUGGAGAGGUGGCUCCCCCGGGACGGGAGAAGAAGCGGAAGAAGAAGCCGCAGCAGGAUCCUGCGUAGUCUCCUCCGGGGAAGCUGACGACUGCAGGGAAAGGCUGAGGUGGCCG